This is a messenger RNA of Monomorium pharaonis (pharaoh ant), 684 nucleotides long. RefSeq lists its product as uncharacterized. Bases 31 to 351 code for a protein of 106 amino acids. Lineage: Eukaryota; Metazoa; Arthropoda; Insecta; Hymenoptera; Formicidae. The transcript has 2 exons. The record is from RefSeq and is a predicted model, not a curated record.
CUUGUUCGUUGAAAGUGGAAUAAGGCUAGAAUGAAACCCGAGAGCAAUCAAGUAAUAUUUUCGAACGCAGCCCUGCGAUUCCGGAUUCCGGGUCCGACACAUGCGGAGCUGUCGCGCGGCCUACGUGACCUACGUUCGGCCGAGCAGUGCCGAGGACUGCCGAGGUGCCGAGUCGCGAGUGUAGGUUAUGUAGGUCGCGCGAUGGCUCACGGAAUAGACGGAAGGACGGAGCGCGAUGUGUGCGGUGAGUGUGCUCGGGUUCGGAAUCGCAGCACAGAAUCAACCACGAAGUGGCGCUUAAAGCAUUCUUUUGGAUCACGGGAACAUGGAGUAAGAGGAGGGCGACCGUGAAACAAAAGCGGUCCCGUUUUUAAACCCCCAAUUAGGAGGAAAUUCGCUGAAAGGUUAGAUUCAUAUCUAUGUUCGCUAUUUGUAAAGAGAGAGAGAGGGAAGAUAAGUCGCAUCUCUGAAUUAUUUCAGAAUUUUCAGAAAGAUGACAUUAUCUCUCCCUCUCUCUCUCUUUCUCUUUCUCUUUUCCUCUCUUUUUUUUUACAAAUGAUGAUUAAUUACGAGUUUGAAAACGAGGUCUUUUUGCUAUUCGAAGAUUGUACUCCUCUACGCUUACUCCGUGAUGGGAAUGAAGUUUGAUCUGACAAUAAAGUGCAAUAAAAGGAGAGCCGAAAA